CCUGACUCCACCCCCACUCUGACCUGGGACUCUCACAAUGCUCCCCACUCAGCCUGGCUGGGCGCCUGGCACUUUCACAUGCCAUGCCUCACUCAGGCCGUCUUCCUGUGAGGCCAUCCAGACAUUCAAGGGUAGACCUCAGGCCCAUUUCUGCCCUGGGCAGCCUUUCUGGGUGGCAGGUGGCUUUCUCAUCCAUUAGGCAUCCGACAAGCACCAAGAAACUGCCAGGCCCCUCGCCUCUUUGUGCUGAAAAAUACUGAGGCUCAGAGACAUUUAGCUGCUGCCGCCAAGUCCCGCUCCCCAUCCCCCCCGCAGCCCACAGUGAGCUGGUGGUGGUGCAGGCACGUGUGGAACCAUCAGCCCUGGCAGGAGCCUGCUCGCCUGUAGCCUCGAUUCCCUGCACGGAGCGCUUUGCAGUCUCCACCUCCUGGCUCUCGAAUCCAGUGAGUAAGUGGGGGACACAUCACUCCCAUUGCACAGGUCCCCUCCCGCAAAACUGAGGUCGGGCGACUGGGAAAAACCCCAAAGGACAGCAGGGUUGUGGCUGAGUAUGGGGGCGGGAAAUAGUGGUACUCUGUCCAUGACAUCCAUGCAGCCCAGCCCGGACUCAGGGGACCUUGUCAGCCCUGUCUGCCCGGACUAGGCCGCGGCCAGACCGGCCACGCAGGUUCCCGCCCCCGGGGGAGCGCUGCCAGUGGACAAAAGGCCAAGGCUGCCGGGGCCAUCCCGCGUGCGAACCCGUAGCGCCUGGAGGCGGGGAGCGGGCGGGCCGGAGGAACUCGCCUCGGAGCGCCUAUUGGCUGGAACAGACGCUCAUCCGGACCCCCCCGACAAGUGGCCGGUGGGGGCGGAGUUAGAAGAGCCCCAAUGAAUGGGGGAGCCGGAAGCAGGAAGUGAGUUUGCAAUCGGAGCAGCUGCUGCAGGGCCCAUGGCGGACACCCAGUACAUCCUGCCCAAUGACAUCGGUGUGUCUAGCCUGGACUGCCGCGAGGCCUUCCGCCUGCUGUCGCCCACAGAGCGCCUCUAUGCCCACCAUCUGUCACGGGCCGCCUGGUAUGGAGGCCUGGCUGUGCUGUUGCAGACCUCCCCUGAGGCCCCCUACAUCUAUGCCCUGCUCAGCCGCCUCUUCCGUGCCCAGGACCCCGAUCAGCUGCGCCAGCAUGCCCUGGCUGAAGGCCUUACCGAGGAGGAGUAUCAGGCGUUCCUGGUCUAUACUGCGGGGGUCUACUCCAACAUGGGCAACUACAAGUCCUUCGGCGACACCAAGUUUGUUCCCAAUCUGCCAAAGGAGAAGCUGGAACGUGUGAUCCUGGGGAGUAAGGCCGCCCAGCAGCAUCCAGAAGCCGUCAGGGGCCUCUGGCAGACCUGCGGGGAGCUCAUAUUCUCUCUGGAGCCGAGGCUUCGACAUCUCGGGCUAGGGAAGGAGGGCAUCACUACCUAUUUCUCAGGAGACUGUACCAUGGAAGAUGCCAAACUGGCCCAAGACUUUCUGGACUCACAGAACCUCAGUGCCUAUAACACACGGCUCUUCAAGGAGGUCGGCCAGGAUGGGAAGCCCCAUUACGAGGUGCGGCUGGCUUCUGUGCUCGGCACAGAGCCUGCUCUGGACUCGGAAAUGACUUCCAAGCUGAAGAGCUACAAAUUCCAGGAGAGCCAUUUCCAGGUGACCCGGGGGGACUAUGCACCCAUCCUCCAGAAAGUGGUGGAGCACCUGGAGAAGGCUAAGACGUAUGCAGCCAACAGCCACCAGGAGCAGAUGCUGGCCCAGUACAUAGAAAGCUUCACCCAGGGCUCCGUCGAGGCCCACAAGAGGGGCUCCCGCUUCUGGAUCCAGGACAAGGGCCCCAUUGUGGAGAGUUACAUCGGGUUCAUCGAGAGCUACCGAGACCCCUUUGGUUCCCGUGGAGAGUUUGAAGGCUUCGUGGCCAUGGUGAACAAGGCCAUGAGUGCCAAGUUUGAGCAGCUGGUGGCGAGCGCGGAGCAGCUGCUGAAGGAGCUGCCCUGGCCCCCGGCCUUCGAGAAGGACAAGUUCCUCACCCCCGACUUCACCUCCCUGGAUGUUCUCACCUUCGCUGGUUCCGGCAUCCCUGCUGGCAUCAACAUCCCCAACUAUGACGACCUGAGGCAGACAGAAGGCUUUAAGAAUGUGUCACUGGGGAAUGUACUGGCCGUGGCCUAUGCCACGCAGCGUGAGAAGCUCACCUUCCUGGAGGAGGAUGACAAGGACCUGUAUAUCCGCUGGAAGGGGCCCUCCUUCGAUGUGCAGGUGGGGCUGCAUGAACUGCUGGGCCAUGGCAGCGGCAAGCUCUUUGUGCAGGAUGAGAAAGGAGUGUUCAACUUUGACCAGGAGACAGUGGUCAACCCAGAGACAGGGGAGCAGAUUCAGAGCUGGUACCGGAGCGGGGAGACCUGGGACAGCAAGUUCAGCACCAUCGCCUCAAGCUAUGAAGAGUGCCGGGCCGAGAGCGUGGGCCUCUACCUCUGCCUGCAGCCCCAAGUGCUGGAGAUCUUUGGCUUCGAGGGGUCUGAUGCAGAAGAUGUGAUCUACGUGAACUGGCUCAACAUGGUUCGGGCUGGGCUGCUCGCCCUAGAGUUCUACACCCCUGAGGCCUCCAACUGGAGACAGGCUCAUAUGCAGGCCCGGUUUGUGAUCCUGAGGGUCUUGCUGGAGGCUGGCGAGGGCCUCGUUACCGUCACUCCCACCACAGGCUCUGAUGGGCGCCCAGAUGCCCGGGUCCACCUUGACCGUAGCAAGAUCCGGUCCGUGGGCAAGCCUGCCCUGGAGCGGUUCCUACGGAGACUUCAGGUGCUAAAGUCCACGGGGGAUGUGGCUGGCGGCCGGGCCCUGUACGAGGGGUAUGCGGCGGUCACUGAUGUGCCCCCCGAGUGUUUCCUCACCCUCAGGGACACCGUGCUGCUCCGCAAGGAAUCUCGGAAGCUCAUCGUUCAGCCCAACACUCGACUCGAAGGCUCAGAAGUACAGCUUCUUGAAUACGAAGCCUCAGCUGCUGGCCUCAUCCGAUCCUUCUCCGAGCGCUUCCCAGAGGAUGGGCCAGAGUUGGAGGAGGUCCUCACCCAGUUGGCCACAGCUGAUGCCCGGUUCUGGAAGUGCCCCAGUGAGGCCCCAUCUGGCCAGGCUUGAAGCAGAUUUGUGCAGCCCCUUCCCCUACUACAUCAAACCGAGGCUGCCAGUAGCCCCCUUUUUGUGAGUGUAUUAGGGGUGAGGGGUGGGGCAGGAUCUCAGGCCUUGGUGCUACCUCAGCCGAGGGUGGUGACACUAACCCCUUCCAUCUGUUAGCACUUUCCAGUUUACCAAGUGCUUCCCCUGUGUUAUCUUAUUUGAUCUGUGCUGCCCUCUGUAGAGUGGGCAAGGCAGGGCGCCUUACCCUGCUUCCCAGAUAAGGAAAUGGAAGUUCUGAGAAGUGACCGGUCUAGAUCCUGCAGGACUCAAAACCUCUCCCAGUACAAUACUCUUCAUGUUUUGCUUUUAUAACCAGAAAAAUAAAUAUUAGAAACAACCACCAUC
Hipposideros armiger (great roundleaf bat) is the source of this 3526-nucleotide messenger RNA. RefSeq names its product dipeptidyl peptidase 3 (gene DPP3). The coding region runs from base 872 to 3142 and encodes 756 amino acids. Gene Ontology annotation, biological process: proteolysis. Gene Ontology annotation, molecular function: metalloexopeptidase activity; dipeptidyl-peptidase activity. Gene Ontology annotation, cellular component: cytoplasm. The record is from RefSeq and is a predicted model, not a curated record. Lineage: Eukaryota; Metazoa; Chordata; Mammalia; Chiroptera; Hipposideridae. The transcript is spliced from 18 exons.